AAAAAGAAGUUAAUAGAGCUAUACAAAAUGAUCUGGAAAUGGAGUGGAGAGGCGAAUAUUCUCUUGAUUCUUCAAAUUUAGAUUGUUUGUUCAAUAGUGUUCCUGGUGACGUGGAGUUUCAGCAAAUCCUCAGUGACAUUGAUGAAAAAAUAAAGAAAAAUUCUAUUAGCAUGGAACACUGUCUUAAAGAUCUACAGUCAGAAGUAAAUGAAAUGUGUAUUGAUGAGCUAUUGCAAAAUACAACUGGCUGCCUUCAGUGGCUAAAUAAUUUCAGUUCUCUCAAACCUUCUUCUACACCUAAUGGAGAGUUGAUUGAAUUCCUUAAGACCCUGCAAAGUUUGCUGAAGAAUGAACAAAAUCAAGAAGAAAUGGUAGUUCACUUUCUUCUAGAUCUCUCCAGUCAGUGUGGUGUAUCAUUUCCAUGUACUCCAAGUGGAACAUCUUUUGAUUUUACACCCAGAGCUUCCCUUCAUGCCAUUGAGGAUGAUUCAUCUAUGGAUGUUCAGUCUCUUUGGGAUGAUGUUAGACUACAUCUUCGACGUUUCUUGGUGAGCAAACUGCAGAGUCAUUAUGAAACAAACACUAGUACUUCACAACAGCAAAUCCAGUUUAAAACUCAAUGCAUACAACAACUUUUGUUUUUUUAUCCUGAAACAGAAGUUUUAAGCAAAUACCAAAAGAUGCAGAAUAAACUUGUUAAUGAACUUCUACAGAAUAGUGUUCUAGCUAGGUGUGAUGAAACCGAUCUUGAUAAGGUGGCUUGUGGUUAUCAAAGUUCAAUACCCAUACUGUUCACAAUGGUAAAAGAAGAUUUGUGUAUGCUGAGUGGAAUUAUGGAUCCAUCCUCAACAUUGAAGUUUAUUAAUGAAACUUAUUUGGAUACCAUCACAGAAGAAAUUAAAAUUCUUCUUGACAGACUUUAUGAAUUGCAGUUCAAAGCAGACACUCUACAUAUAGUUAAUACCGGCAAGAGCUCAAAGAAACAUAGAGGAGCAGUCCAUGCUUUGGGCAGCCAGGAAAAUCCCCCAAAAGGAAAGAACUUUUGUUUAACAUUAUAUCAACUCAGAUGUCUUUCUCAGCUUACAAAACUCUUUUUGUUGCUGGAAGAGAAAAUUGAAGAACUCUUUGAAGAAAUUCUGUUGUUACCUUGUUUCACCGAGAAGAAUAAAAAAGUUCAAGGAGUUCUGAAGAAAGCUAGUGGGAAGCUUUUAAUAGGGGAAGCUAGAGCAAAUGAAACCAGUGUGCUUCCUGAACAGUUACUUCAGGUGAAAGAGCCUGUUUUCUUGGAGUUCGGCUGGAGAAAUGCAUUUAAAAACCUGUCUUCUUCUAUGGAUCACUGUAUAUCAAUAGCAAUUGAAGAUUUUUUAACUAAAAUUCUUCAGCAUGAGCAGAAAGAACAGUCUUCAGCUGCAAGCUAUUCAAUGAGUCUUGUAAACACCCAGCAAAUGAAGGAGUCCUGGGGAGCAGUUCACCAGGAGGAGCAACCAAAACGAAUUGUAAAGUUUUGUUCUGACAUCAUGGAAGAACUUGACACAUUGCUUCCAUUGGCUCUGGCAUGCAGAGAUGAUUCUUUUCAGGAAAUUACAGCAAACUUUGUAGAGGCCUGCUGCAAAGUAGCAACAGCUGUCCUGGCGAGGUUGGAGGAGAGAAGCAGAGAAGUUCCAUCCAAGGCUCCUCUGCAAAACUUACAUGCUGUACUCUCCACAGCUGUAUACAUCUUUCAGAAUUUUAUAAUGUAUGAUAAUUUAAUGAGAAAGACCAGCAAAAAACCUCUGUCUCUAGUGCCUGUCCAACAAUAUCAGGAAUUCAUCAACGUUCUCCAGUUUCAAGUUAUAAACUACUGCGUCAGAGUUUGUGCGACAUGCAUUUUACAGGAUGCCGAGAGCCACCACUGGGAUGACUACAAAGCUUUUUAUGAGGGGGAAAGAUGUUCAUUCUCUGUCCAGAUGUGGCAUUAUUUUUGCUGUGCUCUUCAUCAUGAUCUGUGGACUAUUCAACCCCCCAAGUUAGCCCAGGAGAUACUGACAGAAGUGCUGGAAAAAUCUUUGGCUGUGCUGUCCUGUAGAUAUUCUCAGGCCCAACCCACUUACAAGAGAACUCCACAGAUAAGAUUCGAUAUUGCAGCAAUUUUAAUGUCCACUGAAAAUAUACUGUGGUCAGUUUGCAGCUCGGUGAGGGAAUUCCUGAAUCCACAUAAAGACAGAGACCCUAAAAUCUAUAAAAUACACAAUCAGUGCAACAAUCUGCUCGCUGUACUGGCCAUUUUGACUGCACCUUUGAAGAAUCUAUAUGAGUCAUUUAAGAAUGGUUUUGUUGAGCAAUUUCCUCCAGAUUUCUCUAAAGCAAAUAUUAAUCAUCCUUUAUACUGGCUGUCUUGCUUAGCAUCUUUUUGUCCUUCACUUAAGACUCCAUCAGCCGGAGAAAUGGCAGCCCAGGGUCAACUGAAACUGCUCUUAUCCCAACCAUGUUGUAAUUGGAACUUGCUUUUGGAAACCCUGAUACAUCGUGAUUGUCUCUUAGUGAAAAUUUUAUUGAAGAGUUCAAAAACUGAAGCACCAAAAUGUGAUGGGCAGAUUUCCUACAUAGAACAGAUAAAUUGCAAAGAGCCUAGCUGGAUUGAAGUAAUCUUUACAGUUUUAUCCUAUUGUACUUCAUCACCCAAAUCACUUGGCAUUGGUUUUGAGAGCUACAUGGAUAAAGAACAACUGUGGGAUUACUUAUACAAUAUGUCAGUUUCAAGUUGUGGUGAAUCAGAGCCAGAGGUUAUCAGAUGCUUGAAGCUGACUUUGAUUAAUUCGGUCAAGGGUAUAGUGAAGCAGAUAAUUUCUUUGAUGCAAUCAUGGGAAGCAAGAGAGAACUAUGGAACCUGUCAGCAUAAACAUAUAGUUCCUGAAAGUUUGCUGAAGACAAUUCCAAAGGAAUGGAAAUAUAAACCUAGAGAACUGAAGAAAAAAGAAUCUGGGAAGUGCUUCACAAGGCUUGCAGCUCAGGCAGUAUCUAUUAUAAUCAGCAAGUUACCUACAGUGAUUGCAUGUUUACCUCCCCCAAUUAAGUACUUCUUUUUUCUGGCUGAGAGAAAAAUGUCACAAAACUUUGUUGAAUUGAAGAAAGCUGGUCUGCUUGUCUGGAACUUGAUUGUAAUUAUAUGUCGGAUAUUUGAGGAUGGAAACACUGCAGAACUUUUAACAGGUGCAACACUUGACAGAUGGAGCAAAGAGAAACUCAGUUUAGUUUGUGCAUGUUUGGAAAGUAUUAUAGGAAAACAGAAAAGUACUCCUGAACAAAUGACCCAGAAGGUUAUAUUGAGCAUUCAACAACAAAGACCAAAUUGGAUAGAAAGUCAGUUGCUGAAAGCAAGAAAAUUGAGCAUUGACUGUGCCUUUAUUGCUGUAGAGGAAGCUGCAAUGUUAGAGGAGGGAAGUAUUGCACUGGAAUUGACUGAGCAGAAAAUAAACAUGAUGGUCCUGGAUAUCUGCCACAAACCAGGUGGCAGCGAAUACCUGAGGCAAAUUUAUCACAUCAUCCGGCUCAAUGAGGAAUAUUUGAAAGAACAACUGUCUUGUGAGAAUUCUUCUGAAGAGGAUCUGCCACCAACUAGAUGUUUAAAUUUGAUACUGAAUAACAUAGAAGAACAACCAGUCUUCAACCCCUUCCAAGUGCACAAACAGUAUUGUGCAGAUGUGUUCAAUCAGUCAGCUAUUACUGAAUGGAACUGGGAUUGGUCAAACUUGCUGCCAAGUUAUCUGCAACUGAAUGAGAUGACCUUCAGAGCACUCCUGGCACACAGAUGGGAGAUGAAAGAAGAUGCAGUUUUAGAGGAUGAGGAAAAAGUUAUGGUGGACCACUUAAAAAAGGCCUAUUUUAUGCAGACCAGUCAUGCCUCAGAAGAUAAAGAAGAACAGUUACCUUGACAAGAAUUUGGACUGCACCCUCUUCAGAAUUAAGCAUGAUUACACGUGCUGAUUAACUGACAAAAAAUACAGUCCUUAUACAUACAUGUCUAGAAAGCUAGGGCAUCUGUAUCUUACUGGCUAGACAUUACCCAAUUAUAGAGUAGACAUUACCCAAUUAUUGACGACUCACCUACUUAAAAUAGCCAUUGUCACAUGUAAGAUAAGCAAGCAAUAUUACGUGGAAAUGUGUGUGUCUCAAGUUAAGAGUCCCAGAUCUUGGACACAAGAAGCUGAAAGCCAAAGUGAGAAUAAUUUUUAACAUAUAAAGUUAACCCUAGAACUGAACAUAGUACAAAUUUCAACAUUAAUGUUACAUACCCUUGACUUUACAUAUAAUAAAGAAGUAUUGAAGGAUAGAAAGCAAUUUUUCACUGCUUUGUACUUCAACUUUAAAACCACAACUGAGUUUUUAAAGCAUAUAAUGUGGCUAUAGGGAUUCCCUAAGAUGAGAGAUGCAAUAUGCUGACAAAUGAGGUAUACAUGCUCUUAGCCAUACUGAUAAUGUGCUAGUAUGGGUGGAAGCCAGUCAGAGUACUUGGAUGUCCUCUUUUGUCAAAAGCUAUUGUAAUAAGUAGAAUACCUAAUUAACUUGUUAUUGUCGUAUAUAGUCAGGGUUUGUAUAUGCAUGGACAUUGACUGAAUUUUUUUUUGGUAUAGCUGUUUUGCAAUAACAAUUCCAGAUUUGCUUUGCAUCUGGAAAUUCAGAAUAAGAGUAGCUUUUUUCUGAUAAUCUUUUGAAGAAGAUUAAGCUAACCUCCAAAACAAUACAUUUAUUCCAGAAUAAUUCAUGUUCAGCCUUAUUCUGAAAUAAUUUACCAAUUGUUGGCAAGCCCUAAAUGUAUCAUUCCUGUUGCCUUCCUGUAAAAAUUCAUUCAUAGCAUCCCUGUGGAAAAUACUAGGAUACUUAUUUCUUCUGUGGCAAACAUGUGCUUAUCUUUACAAUGUAAAGUUAAAAAGACAAA
This is a messenger RNA of Alligator sinensis (Chinese alligator), 4915 nucleotides long. RefSeq names its product KIAA0825 ortholog. The transcript is spliced from 20 exons. Lineage: Eukaryota; Metazoa; Chordata; Crocodylia; Alligatoridae. Bases 39 to 3911 code for a protein of 1290 amino acids. The record is from RefSeq and is a predicted model, not a curated record.